Messenger RNA from Anastrepha ludens (Mexican fruit fly), 3924 nucleotides. Its product is annotated as organic cation transporter protein. The record is from RefSeq and is a predicted model, not a curated record. Gene Ontology annotation, biological process: transmembrane transport. The coding region runs from base 1138 to 3036 and encodes 632 amino acids. NCBI's taxonomy places the organism in Eukaryota, Metazoa, Arthropoda, Insecta, Diptera, Tephritidae. The transcript is spliced from 10 exons. Gene Ontology annotation, molecular function: transmembrane transporter activity. Gene Ontology annotation, cellular component: membrane.
CAUUAAAUCAGCUCGUAAUUUCGCGCAAACAUAUUUAACAGUGCUAACCAGUGGAUGCUGUUGAUGUUCACUACUCACUGUUCACUGUUUACUUGCUCUUUACCAGCUACUCUCGGUACUGUUACAGUUUGUUUUUUUUUGUUUUGAGUAUAAUUCUGAACGAAUUGAGCUACAUACUCAUCGCAUCUCCCUCCACUACUGAGUCGCAUGCUGUAGUGUAUUUUGGUCCCUUCGAAGCUCCACGUUGGGGAGCCAUGGCGUACAUCCACUCGCAGCCACUCAACACACACAGCCACACACACAUCCACGCACACAAAAUGCACAGAACAUAUAAAAGUGUUUGUCAUUAUAAGGAAAUGCUCAGUUACUCACGGAAUUUCGGCAUUCGAUGUACGGCAAAACAUUGCUAGCAAAUAAAGUAUAUUUGAAAAUUCACCAAAAAAUAUACCGAGUGUUAAAAUUGUUGUGUGAAAAAAAUUUCAAAUGAUUUCCAUAAAAUUAAUCAAUUAAAACGAUAAAAUAAAUAACGCUCCUUUUAUUCUUCAAUUAUUAAAAAAAAAAAAAAAAUCCAAUAACAACCAGAAAGUGUUAUGCCGGUCAGCAUAGGACAUGAAUACUACGAGCGUGAAACAGUCGUAAUGAAAUAAAAAAGUAAAUAUACCUACACGCGUAUAUAUGAAACAACUAAUUUAGUGCGCGCAAACGAUACCAGAUAGAGGUUAACGAAAACGAAAGCUAAAAUAAUGCAAGACCAAACAAAUGAUACAGCUCAUAAAUAAUUCAUAAAUAAAAAUGUUCUUAUUAGCGUUACAUGUACAUGCACAAAUACAAAUGCAAUUAAAUAUAUGAAGGAAAUUCUUGAAGCAACUUAGAUACUCAUCGGCGAUUACAAAAGCGUGAAAAGUAAACAAGUUUGGGGUUGAGAAAAUAUUACAAUUUAAAAACAAACAAAAAAAUAUUUCAAAAAACGGCAACAGUUGAACAGACGCAACCCGAUUUGGGAAUCAUUUAAGUAACAAACGACCGUCCUCAUUGCAUGCAACCACAGCUAAUGCCGGCAAAUUGAUACCGACAAUUGUGACGUCACAAAAAAAACCACAACACCACCAACAAAAACAGAAAAAUCAACACAAACAAAUGACAGCGAAACGUAAAAAUUCAAAUUCUAAUGAGAUCAACAACACCAGCAGCGCGAACACUGCAGCGACAGAAGCGCCACCUGCCAACACGAGGACGACAACAACAACAGCGCCAGCAACGGCUGUCGGCACCGUGACGUCAGCAAACAGCGGCACGAUCGCUGCCAAUAAUGGACCCUCACCGCCGGCAAUAGCGCCAACGAGGCGAGAACCAAACAUCAGCACCAGCAGCAGCAAAGAUGAUAAUGAGACUGAUGUGAUCGGCGAGCUAGUGGGACAUUUCGGCAAGUGGCAAUGCCUGAUGACAAUGUUAUUGUCAUUAUUUCAAGUGCCCAACACAUUUCACAUAUCGUCGCCAGUGUAUCAGGCGAUCAACAAAAAUUUCUGGUGCAGUCGACCGCCACAUUUGCAGAAUUUGUCGGUGGAUGUGUGGCGCAAUCUGAGUGAUUCACAGGACAAUUGCUUUCAGGCGAACAUCGACUGGAGUCACGUGCGAAACGAUAGCAUAGAGAUGCAGCCAGCGUUGCAACAACUUAGCCGGCAGCAACAGCAACAGCAGUCACAUGGCAGUUUGCCACAUCAGCCCUCAGCGGUGUCUGCAUUUCAACACUAUCUUAUCUCACCGCUGGCCGUCGUCCAAAAUGCCACACGCAUCCCCUGCUCGGCUUGGGAAUAUGACAACGAUGACAAUUUGGGCAACACAUGGACUUCACAGUGGGAUUUGGUGUGCGACAAGGAGUACUUUAAGAAUGUGGCAGAAAUGUUCUUUCUAUUGGGUGUGGCAACAGGUGGCAUUUUAUCGGGCUAUUUGUCGGACAAAUUUGGCCGCAAAAAGAUGCUCUUCAUAUCUGCUGUCCUACAAACGAUUUUUGGUCUCGCCCUCUACUUUCCCGAUUCGUUGGAAAUGUUCCUACUGCUGCGCGCCCUGCUCGGCCUAGUCUCUGUGUCCGUGACUUAUGCCGGCCUAAUAUUGGCCAUUGAAUAUGUGGAUGGCAAAUGGCGCACCAUAGCUGGCAUGUACAAUUUAUUCCCACUGCCACUUUCGUACAUGUUGAUCGCAGGUAUUGCCUAUCUGACGCAGGACUAUCAGCAGCUACAACUCUGCAUCGGCAUACCAGGCAUAUUCCUGUGUUUUCUAUGGUUUGUCGUACCCGAAUCUCCGCGCUGGCUGUUGGUCAAAGGCCAUAUUGCCGAAGUGAAAAUUAUUGUGGAGCGCGCUGCUAAAUUUAAUGGUCGACAGUUGCCAGCCGACUUUGAGUCAAUGCUAAAACCACCGACACAGGAAGAAUCUUCACAGAAUUGCAUCAGUCUCUUCAACUCGGGUUACAUGCGUUGUGUGACGAUUUGCUUUCUAUGCAUUUGGUUUACCAUGAAUUUGGUGUAUUAUGGCUUGAUAUUGAAUAUGAGUUCAUUUGGUGGAAAUGUUUAUUUGAAUUCGGCUUUAGCUGGCCUAGUCGAAAUUCCUGCCAUUGCCAUUGCCAUGUACAUUAUACCUAAGGUUGGCAAAAAGUGGCUAUUCUGCGCCACAUUCAUCUGUACGAGCAUCGCCUGCUGUUGCGCGGCCAUUACCGAGGGCAAUGAUGACCAACUCUGGCUGAAGAUUACAUUCCUCAUGAUUGGCAAAUUCACUAUCAGCGCCGGCAACACUAUAAUGCCCGUCUACACCGCUGAACUCUACCCGACCGCCAUACGUAAUGUAGGUGUUGGCGCUUGUAAUGUGGCCGCUGGUGGAGCACUCAUACUCACACCAUAUCUAUCUUUGUUGAAUAAAAUUGAGAUUCACCUUAUGAUGACGCUGCUCACAGCAUUUGCAUUCUUUGGUGGUUUUGUUGUGUUGUUCCUACCUGAAACUAUAGCUGCUCAAACGAAAUCAGAGCCACAAGAGCAAAAAUGUUAGAAUUGACCCACUUUUAUGUGAAUACGAGUACUAUCCUCCCGAAUGAUAAAACGCAAAGCAAAAUAAAAUUGGCGGAUGUCAAAAUACAACAAAGUUACUUAGUAAAAUAAAUUUGGCCCACUUGUCGCUGUCAACUUUCAAAACUGUCGAACUGCUAUGGCGAGCAGUAAGGUCUUUAAAAUGUAAGAGAAAAAGUAAUGAAAACAAAAACAUAAAGUACAUAUGUAUGCAUUAUUAAGAAUAAGAAAAUUGAAAAUAAAUAUUUGUAUUUUGGCUGGACCAAAAUAGUUACACAUACAAAUAAACACAACAACAAAAACAAAGAAAUGUAACUAACAGAAGUAAAAACUGAUAAUAUCAUUUCAUACAAAUCCACUAUACAACAAGUAUUUACUUAAGCAUACAUACUUACAUACAUAAAAAUGCAGGCAAAUAAUUUUCAACAUAUCAGUGCAACAACUAGACAAAGUUAUUCCUGACGAGUGACAUUAAAUUUGUGAUUAUUUUUUAACAAACGAUCACAAUAAGCUUUCGAACUGAAAGUGGAAGUUGCAAAAAAACAAAACAAACAAAUAUCAUAAAAACAACUUCGGCUAUGUGUGCAUGUAUGUAUGUAAGUUAUUCACUAUUUAACCACACCCACAUAAAUUUAAGAUUAAAUACAAAAACAAAACAGUUAAGUGCAAACAGUUAUUCAAUACAGGCAGGACCUUUUGUUGCAAAUUCAUAAUAUUUAAGAAAAUUGUUUUUAAUGAAAAAUGUUAAGGAGCAAGAAAUUAUCACUGAAAUGAGCAAAUAAAAGAAAACAAAAACUGAUUCAACUCACAUAUACAUAUAUAAAUUAUAUAAAAAGUUACUAUUUAUAAGGUAAAUAUAUCAACUGAUGCC